Messenger RNA from Erythranthe guttata (spotted monkey flower), 2281 nucleotides. RefSeq lists its product as hypothetical. Lineage: Eukaryota; Viridiplantae; Streptophyta; Magnoliopsida; Lamiales; Phrymaceae. The record is from RefSeq and is a predicted model, not a curated record.
UUUUAAUUUAUGAAGACAAUACUUAGAUGGUAAGCACUAUUGGCACGUGGGAGUGAAAUUUGUCUGUUUGUCUUCCACCACCUCUCAACAAACAAGAGAGGCGCCAACACGUUGUCACCACGCUAUACCACUUUUGCAUAAUCCAAAUUAUUCAGAUUGGAAUUGUAAUUGACAAUUGACUCCCUUAAUUCAAGGAGAAAAAAACUAAUUAAAUUCUUAAGAAAUUAAAUAAAAUAAAAAAGAUAAAAUGCUGAAGUGAAUUUAGAGUGGCCCCACAGCUGUCUCACAUGCGAACCGAGUGAGGUGUGUCAGACAAUGGCCCCACCACUCUCCACCCCCUUAUUUGCUGGCCGCAACUCUUUCCAACUGUAGCAUUCUUUUUUUCCAAAAUUUUCAAACUUUCUGCCGCCGCGCGUGAUACUACUCGCCCAUGCCCUUCUACCUUGGCCGCCUCCCUAGGGUUCCAUAUUCCCACUUCCCGCUCAAAGCGUCAAUAGUGAUUCUCUAUUUUUUCACAUUAUAAAAACCACUUCUCACCUCUCCCAUUUUCCCUCUCUAAAAACUGCCCCUCUCUCUCUCUCUCACACACACACACACACACACACAGUCACUCUGUGCUGGGACCUUUCCACCAUUUAAGAAGUGGUGGCUAUAAUUAAACCUUCAGGAAGCAGCAAACUCACCAUAAUCCUCCAUUUACUUUUCGUAAUACAGGCCUAUAUAUAUAUAUAUAUAUAUAUCUAAGUUUGGCUCGGUAUCUGCAUCUUCAGUCUGUUGUUAUGGCGCAGGAUUUGGAUGAUUUGGAGUUUUUGUUGCCGUCGGAGUUACUCACCGACGAUGACCUGCUAACCGACUUCAAAAUCGACUCUCUGAAAACUAGGGGAAUCAAUGAUUUUCCGUUUGGAUUUGGAAACUCUUUCGGUUUUGACUCGGAUCUGAGUUCACCAGUUGAGUCAGUCACUGGCACAGAGAGCGACGAAUCUGAUUUCGUCACCGAGUUAAGCCAGAAGGUUUCUAACUCAACUCUGCAGGACCCUGAGUACACAGCAAAGGGUUUGAAGCUUUCAAGUUCUCCCAAAUCAACUCUGUGCGGCUACAAACCCGGUUCGAGAGGUAGCCCGAACUCUGUUUCCGGUGUUUCUUCUCCUCCGGAUGCUAACGACGCCAUCCAGUUGGAGUUGCUUUACGCCGCUGCAGGCGAGGUUGCGAGGCUGCAAUUGAUUGAAGAAACGGCGGCGUUUUACUCCGGAAAUUUCUUCGCACCGCCUCCCAAACGCAGCCCUGUCACCCUACCGCAGCCGAAUCCGAAUCUGGCUUCGGGUUUUUACCAUAAUCAACCCCAAAAACAAGCCCGAUUUACCUAUGAGCAGUUGCAAGCAGCAAAGUUUCGGCAGAUGAAGCAAUAUCAGAUGAUGAACAACUGGGAGCAGGGGAUUGUGGACUACCAGCUACAAAACAGGAGGAAUGGCGGAGGGCAAAAAUGUCAAAGUUUAUCACCGGCGGCGUGGCCUACUCUGCAACAAUCACAUCACCAACAAGGUUCUGGUAUGAGGGCAGUUUUUCUAGGAGAAAAUGUGUUGAAAAAAGAACGAGUAGGAACCGGUGUUUUCAUGCCUAGAAGAUUUUGUUCAAACCCCACCGAUACACCCAAAAAAACAGCUGGGUGUUCAACAGCUUUACUACCAGAGAAAGUAGUCCACAGAAAUAUUAGACCACACCCAGUUAUGAAGCAAGAAUUUAGUCUUCCUCAGGAGUGGACUUACUAAUGUUCUACAGAGAUUUGCUGAUAAUUUUGGUGAUUAGAAGGAGAAGAAGAAAGUAAAGUGUGUUUAGUGGAUUUAUUAUUAUUAUUAUUUUAUUAUUAUAGUUGGUAGUGAUUUGUUUUGCGAGAGGUUGAUUGGUGGUAGUAGUAAUUAAGUAGAUGAUGAUGAAAAAUAAUAAUGUUUUGCUUAGAAGAAAAGGAACAGGUUGUUUGGGGUAGGAUGGGUAAUAAAAUUGCCAUUUGUUGGUCAAAAGGGACAAUACUAUAGGUGCUUUAUUCCAAUUCCAAUUCGGAAUUGGAAUAAUGAAUUAUGAAAUAAGUUUUAAGGGGAAUUUAAUUUUUAUAAGGAAGGAUUUGUUUUAGGUAAAUCAGUGAUUUGGAAUACUGUUUUGGCUUGAAAUUCCAGCACUGUUUUCUAUAAUUAGAUUUAUUAUUUCUUUUUAUUAGUUGUAUGAAGUGAUUGUCUCUUUGUACUCCAGCAGUUAAUAGAUAUAUGAAAAUCUCCAUAUUUUUUUUUUA